Papaver somniferum (opium poppy) is the source of this 991-nucleotide messenger RNA. RefSeq names its product 60S ribosomal protein L19-1. Gene Ontology annotation, cellular component: cytosolic large ribosomal subunit; ribosome. The record is from RefSeq and is a predicted model, not a curated record. Bases 62 to 688 code for a protein of 208 amino acids. Gene Ontology annotation, molecular function: RNA binding; structural constituent of ribosome. NCBI's taxonomy places the organism in Eukaryota, Viridiplantae, Streptophyta, Magnoliopsida, Ranunculales, Papaveraceae. Gene Ontology annotation, biological process: translation. The transcript has 5 exons.
CCACGUUUCUUCUUCAGUAUUUUGGGAAGAACCAGCAGCAGCGGAAAGGAGGAGAGGAAAAAUGGUUUCUUUGAAGCUCCAGAAGAGGCUUGCAGCCAGCGUUCUCAAGUGCGGGAAAGGAAAGGUUUGGCUAGACCCAAAUGAAAGCAGUGAACUCUCCAUGGCCAAUUCCAGGCAAAACAUUAGGAAGUUGGUUAAAGAUGGAUUCAUCAUCCGCAAGCCAACCAAGAUUCACUCUCGAUCUCGUGCACGAAGAAUGGCAGAAGCCAAAUCGAAGGGUCGUCACUCUGGAUACGGUAAGCGUAAGGGUACCAGGGAGGCAAGGUUGCCCACCAAGGUUCUUUGGAUGAGAAGGAUGCGUGUGCUCAGGCGUUUACUCCGCAAGUACCGAGAAUCAAAGAAGAUUGACAAGCAUAUGUACCAUGACAUGUACUUGAGGGUGAAGGGUAAUGUCUUCAAGAACAAGAGAGUGCUGAUGGAAAGUAUUCACAAGUCUAAGGCUGAGAAGGCAAGAGAGAAGACAAUUGCUGACCAGUUUGAGGCUAAGAGGGCUAAGAACAAGGCAAGCAGAGAAAGAAAGCAUGCCAGAAGGGAGGAGAGAUUAGCUCAGGGACCUGUUGACAAGGCACCUGCUGCCGUUGCACCUCCACCAGCUGCCGAGGUGGCACCAAAGAAAGCCAAGAAGUGAGACACUACUGUGGUGAACAUCUUAGGUUGGUAGAACAACUUGGUUUUGUCAUAGUAGAGUUAGAUUUUUUGGGAGCCUUUCUUUUUACUGUUUUUGUCUAAUACUGUUGAGUAGUAAAAGAUUAAAGAUGCUCAUAUUUUGGAAAUCUUUAUACUCCGUUGGAGUUGUAGUUAUUCUGUUUGUGUUGAGUAAUGCUCUGAGAUCUUUUUACUGUUUAUUCCUUUAUGGUAAUGGAUGUAACAAUGUGCACGACCAUGUUGAGGAGCAUUAUCUGAUGCAUUGAUGAAAUAACCUGUCUUUUCA